GCAGCCUCCUUCUAUUGUCUCCUUAAACAAGUGCAGUUUUUUUUAUUUUGAUUGUAAUAUCAAUAAUGCACCUUCUCCAGCAGCAUCAUCUCUGCUGGUCACGACGGAUCACUUUCUAGACAUCGACUACACACACAUAUAUAUAUAUAUAUAUUAUUUUUUUUUCUUAAUUCUUUCUCCUGUCUCUGGCUUUGCGGAUGGUCUAAUAUUCCUUGCUGCUGUGGGAAGAACAGCAAAAUCUGACACCAGGAGGACUGUUAUUUUUUUUUGCGGGGGGAGGGACAGACAGAGAGAGAGAGAGAGAGAGAAAGUGCUGAGCUCCGCAAGGAAGUUGCCUGGGGCGGGCAGGGACCCCGAGGACUCCGCGGAGGAGGCUGGAGACGGAGCUUCUCACCCUUCGCACACUGCCGGAUGAAUUUGAUUUCCUGAGGCUCCACUGAAGAUAGGACUUGUGGAUUACAGGCCCUAAAUUGAUUUUCUCCAACAUCUGUGCCACAUUUUCUUCUCCGCCACCUUUUAAAAUUAUUAUCCUGCUGUCUCUUCUGGAUUAUGAUUCGCUCAUGGGGCUCGGCUAGCUCCGUGCCUGGGGUCCACCAACCCUCCCUUUUUGACGAAUAGGAAGGCCUUGCUCCCGAAGGCACAACCUCGGUUUUGGAAUACCCCACCUUAAAGACUCCCCCAAGAUCACCUUUGCGCUUGUGUGUCUUAUCUGCCGAUCAUGGAGCUGCAGUGGAACCCCACUUCCUACCCACAGUCUCCCUCUGUCAUCUUCCUGUUUGUGGCUACUUCGUACACUUGGCUCCUUCCUGUCACCUCCCCUCAGCGAAUCCCCAUAGACCCUCAGGCGGCGCCUGAGUACGCCCACUCCAUCCGACUGGAUGGGGACAUCAUCCUCGGAGGAUUAUUUCCUGUCCACUCCCGGGGUGACCGAGGCACGCCCUGCGGGGAGCUGAAAAAGGAAAAGGGCAUCCAUCGUUUGGAGGCCAUGAUGUUCGCUAUCGACCUGAUCAACAAGGAUCCGGAGCUGCUGCCCAACAUCACGCUGGGGGCCCGGAUCUUGGAUACCUGCUCCAGGGAUACAUAUGCUCUGGAGCAGUCCCUGACUUUUGUGCAGGCCUUGAUCGAGAGGGACGGCUCCGACGUUCGCUGUGCUAACGGAGACCCUCCGAUCUUCACCAAGCCGGAUAAAAUUGUAGGGGUGAUUGGAGCGGCAGCCAGCUCGGUGUCCAUCAUGGUGGCCAACAUCCUGCGCCUGUUCAAGAUCCCCCAGGUCAGCUACGCCUCCACGGCUCCAGAACUGAGUGACAACACUCGCUACGACUUCUUCUCCCGCGUGGUGCCGCCAGAUUCCUACCAGGCACAGGCCAUGAUGGACAUCGUCACGGCGAUGGAGUGGAACUACGUGUCCACGCUCGCAUCGGAGGGCAACUAUGGAGAGAGCGGCGUGGAGGCCUUCGUACAGAUCUCCAGGGAAACCGGUGGUGUGUGUAUUGCCCAGUCCUUGAAGAUCCCCAGGGAGCCCCGGCCUGGGGAGUUUGACAAGAUCAUCAGGCGCCUGCUGGAGACCUCCAACGCCAGGGCCAUCAUCAUGUUCGCUAAUGAGGAUGACAUACGACGUGUUCUGGAUGCAGCCAAAAGGAACAACCAGACGGGUCACUUCCUGUGGGUGGGAUCAGACAGCUGGGGGUCCAAAAUCUCUCCUGUGAUUGGCCAGGAGAGGGUGGCUGGGGGCGCCAUCACAAUACUCCCCAAACGAGCUUCUGUGGACGCGUUUGACCGGUAUUUCCGUAGCCGCUCACUGUCAAACAACAGAAGAAACGUUUGGUUCGCUGAAUUCUGGGAGGAGAACUUCAACUGUAAGCUGGGCAUGCACGGCAAACGGCCCGGUAGCCUGAAGAAAUGCACAGGUUUAGAGAAAGUUGGUCGGGAUUCCAGUUAUGAACAGGAGGGUAAGGUUCAGUUUGUGAUGGACGCCGUGUACGCCAUGGCCCACGCUCUGCACCGCAUGCACCGGGAACUAUGCUACGGCUACCCAGGCCUCUGCCCGCGCAUGGCCAGCAACAUCGAUGGGAAGGAGCUGCUCAGCCACAUUCGUGCGGUCAACUUCAACGGAAGUGCCGGUACACCAGUGGUUUUCAAUGAGAAUGGAGACGCUCCAGGACGAUAUGAUAUCUUCCAGUACCAGAUUACCAACAGAUCUACUGCGGAGUACAGAGUCAUCGGCUCCUGGACCAAUAAACUAAACCUCAAAGUGGACGCCAUGCGCUGGAGGACAGGUGAUCCAUCUCUCCCAGCAUCUGUAUGCAGCAUCCCGUGCCGUGCGGGCGAAAGGAAGAAAGUGGUGAAAGGUGUGCCUUGUUGCUGGCACUGUGAGCGCUGCGAGGGAUACCACUAUCAGGCUUCAGAGUUCACCUGUGAGCUGUGUCCUUAUGAGAUGCGACCUGAUACCAACCGCACCGGCUGCGUUCCCAUCCCCAUCAUCAAGCUGGAGUGGCACUCCCCCUGGGCCGUCGUCCCCGUCUUCAUCUCCAUGCUGGGCAUCAUCGCCACCUCUUUCGUCAUCGUCACCUUUGUCCGGUACAACGACACGCCCAUCGUGCGGGCCUCCGGGCGGGAGAUGAGCUACGUCCUGCUGACGGGAAUCUUCCUGUGUUACGUCAUCACAUUCCUGAUGAUCGCGACGCCGGAUGUGGGCGUGUGCUCAUUCAGGAGGAUUUUCCUCGGCUUGGGGAUGUGCUUCAGCUACGCCGCCCUGCUAACCAAGACCAACAGGAUACACCGCAUCUUCGAGCAAGGAAAAAAGUCUGUCACAGCGCCCAGGUUCAUCUCUCCUGCCUCCCAGCUCGUCAUCACCUUCUCCCUGAUCUCGGUCCAGCUCAUGGGGGUCUUUGUCUGGUUCGCCGUGGACCCUCCCCACACCGUCGUGGACUACGGCGAGCAGCGAACCCAGGACCCCACGUCGGCACGCGGCGUCCUCAAGUGUGACAUCUCCGACCUUUCGCUCAUCUGCUCUCUGGGCUACUCCAUCCUGCUGAUGGUGACGUGCACAGUUUACGCCAUCAAGACUCGAGGCGUGCCUGAAACCUUCAACGAGGCCAAGCCCAUCGGAUUUACCAUGUACACCACUUGUAUCAUCUGGCUGGCGUUCAUACCCAUCUUCUUUGGCACGUCGCAGUCCGCAGAGAGGAUGUGUAUCCAAACCACCACGCUGACUAUCUCUCUCAGCCUGUCUGCCUCUGUGUCUCUGGGGAUGCUGUACAUGCCCAAGGUCUAUGUCAUCCUCUUCCACCCCGAGCAGAACGUACCCAAACGAAAACGCAGCUUCAAGGCGAUCGUGACAGCGGCCACCAUGUCAGGAAAACUGGCCCAGAAGGGAGGAGACCGGCCAAACGGAGAGGUGAAGACUGAACUCUGUGAGAGCAUGGAGACCAACACAAAUGGCUUCAUCAACUAAGAUGACAUAUGUCAGCUACAGCAAUCAUGCCAUCUGAAGGGACCACGGGAGACGGAGACGGGGAUUGAAAAGGAGAGGGGGCGUGUCUUGUGGGCAGGGCCGAGCAAAAGAAGAAGCCGUCAUUCAGAGCCAAUUGGCUGGAGAUCUGGCGUACAGGCAGAAUGCCCAAUGGAAUUCAAGCAUGAGACAUUUUGUAUUGUUCCGCAUCAAACCACAGAGAGUUGGGACCACACAAACAGCCAGUCAGUGUGCCUGCUUCCCCGCUGCUCACAGCUCAUUGGUCCUACCAUGAACUUACCUGUUUAAAAAAAAAAGAAAAGAAAAAAAGACCAUAUGAAAAAAGUGACAUGCCAUAGGACACUGUGGUGGACAGAGUAACUAUUAAAACAUACAAAAGUUUGAAAAAAUAAAAAAAAUAACAUAAAAUUGAAAAUAGAAAGAAAAACUCAGAAACCAUGUACACAUUAUAUCUAAAAGGACAAAGGUGGGGCGGGGACAGAGAUUUAACAGAUUACAUUUUAAAAGAUAUUUAAAAAGAGAAAUGUACCAGAAAAAUUUAUGAGACUCAAACUUGUUUGUUGUAAUUCUCUACUUGUAAGUAUUUUUGUGGUCGUGACGAUUUUUUCAUUCUUGUCUCACCGUUGUCUGAUGGAUCGCCCUUGCAUAAUGAGAUGAGUGUGUUUCCUCCUGCUGUCUUGGCUGACCAGGUUGUAGCCUUGGGUAGUGAACCUGUAAAAUGCCAUGGUUGAAGCAUGCCAGUUUUUAUACAAAAAUGGAGAUUUAUUUAUAAUAAAGGAAUGUUUUGCAAACGUG
Messenger RNA from Scophthalmus maximus (turbot), 4267 nucleotides. RefSeq names its product glutamate receptor, metabotropic 8a (gene grm8a). Gene Ontology annotation, cellular component: membrane. Gene Ontology annotation, molecular function: group III metabotropic glutamate receptor activity. The transcript has 15 exons. Bases 719 to 3454 code for a protein of 911 amino acids. Gene Ontology annotation, biological process: regulation of synaptic transmission, glutamatergic; G protein-coupled glutamate receptor signaling pathway. NCBI's taxonomy places the organism in Eukaryota, Metazoa, Chordata, Actinopteri, Pleuronectiformes, Scophthalmidae. The record is from RefSeq and is a predicted model, not a curated record.